Trichoderma gamsii is the source of this 258-nucleotide messenger RNA. RefSeq lists its product as hypothetical. Bases 1 to 258 code for a protein of 85 amino acids. Lineage: Eukaryota; Fungi; Ascomycota; Sordariomycetes; Hypocreales; Hypocreaceae. The record is from RefSeq and is a predicted model, not a curated record. The transcript has a single exon.
AUGCACUCUGUAAGGAGGGGAAGAUACACUCAGAGGUGGCUUGAGCAAAAGAAGGAAAAGGACGAGAUCCCGCUCAAUCCUACGGUGUCCACCUGUAUGAUGGGAGUAUGCCUGCUUUCUUUCGGGUUUCAUGCGGCCGUCAUCUUCGGCUUCGAAAGCAACAAGAGGUGGUUAGGAUCAGUUGGUCGCAGCAGCCAUUAUUCUCAUACACCCAAUGACGACAGUGGACUGUCACUGCCUCACAGAGGCGAAGAAUGA